AUGACAAUCACGUCUCCCAGCAAUUGGCGAACAAAUGUCGCUAAUUUCUCACCGUCCUGGUUCACGGCCACAAUGGGCACGGGAAUCACUUCAAUGCUCCUCCACGAUCUUCCCUACAAUGCCAUUUGGCUCUACUGGCUUUCGAUAGUUGUGUUCACCUUCAACGUCGUCCUCUUCGUAUCCUUUCUAGCUCUUUCGCUUGCUCGAUAUAUCUGCUGGACGGGUACUUGGACAAAUACUGUUCAUCAUCCUGAGCAAAGUCUUUUCCUUGGUGCUGUUCCUAUGUCACUUGGGACCAUUGUAUGCAUGAUCUGUUACGUAUGCGGGGAGGCUUGGGGGAUGCCGGCACGAUAUCUAGCCAUCGCACUCUGGGUGAUACAGGUCGUUCUUUCGGUCCUGUGCGCCUUGAUCCUGCCCUUUCUUCUGAUUAGCAGGGACCAUGAGAUCGACCUGCCUAUGCUGACAGCGCGCCAUUUGUUUCCCGCCUUGUCUUGCGUGGUAGCGAGUGCCUCAGUCAGUGUCGUGGCGAGUGUCCUUCUUAACGCACAGCAUGCCCUUUGGACAGUGCUGGUCAGCUACAUCCUGUGGGGUAUUGGCGUUUCGAUGGCGAUGGCGAUCUUGGUGGUCUACUGUCAUCGCCUUGUUGUCCACAAGCUGCCACGCCCAGAGCUCAUCGUCAGCGUGUUCAUACCGAUAGGCCCAUUGGGCCAAGGUGGCUUUGCGAUUCUGAAUCUGGGUAGUCUGGCCACUUCGAUUCUUCCACAGACGAGCACCCUGCAUGACUCCACGGGGAAUUUCUUAUGUGACGCUGGGUUUUUCAUUGCACUACUCUUCUGGUCCCAGGGUUUAUUGUGGACUUUCCUCGCAAUUGCUUCAACCUAUCAUUCCAGAAAGGGCUUUCCCUUCAACCUAGGAUGGUGGGCUUUCGUCUUUCCAUUGGGUACUUUGGCACUUUGCAGUAAUGCACUUGGCAAAGAACUGCCUUCUCAAUUCUUCAAGGUGUCGGGGAUGAUCAUUUCAGUCCUCGUCUUCGUCCUCUACGUCAUAGUCACAGUUGAGCAUGUUGAUCAGACGAUCAGACGGCCCGUUAAUCGCACGUUCAAGGUCGAAUAUUCCUUCUUCACGUCGCCAACCCCUGGUGUCCCCUCGAUCAAUUCACCAGCCGACGCCGCGAAAUCGGCUGAAGUUUGUCUGCCACAUAUCCUACCCUUGAUCCCAAACCAUGAUGCUUUCCUGGUUGCAUGCUAUUCACAACAUCCGCUGGUGGCCAUGCUGCGGUCAGAAUGCACUAAGUUUCCAUCGGGUGCAACAGGAGGGGAACAGGGUGCCGGAAAAUAUGUGAAUGGAAUUUUCGAGGCCAGUGUCACGACCAGUUUGUCCUUGAUCCUGGAAGAGCAGAGCUUCGGCAUCGUCAGCACCGGAAAGGUCUGGGAGAAAGCUCUCACUCAAGCCGUUCAUGAAUUCGUCGGUACUGGAGAAAGCGGGUCUGACAAGUACAUUGGAUGCGAGACAACAGGAUUGAAUGCUACAGAGCUGCAUGACUUACCUUCGGAUGAGGUCCGGGCUAAGAUGAUAGCAGCUACAAAGCGAUUGCUGCACAGGGGAGAGCAGGGUGAAGCAAGGGCUGUCCAGGCUAUAUGCCUCGGCUGCGCCGGUAUGGUCGGUCUUGAUGAAGCUGUUCGGCAAGCAUGUAUCGAGGUGCUUGGGGACGAGAGAGGUAGACGUGUCAGUAUCGUAGAUGGAGUCAAAGCAGGGGUGGGCAGCCUUGUAACCCUUGUGGUUGGUGGCUUCUGA
Molecule: messenger RNA, 1794 nt
Organism: Endocarpon pusillum Z07020
Lineage: Eukaryota; Fungi; Ascomycota; Eurotiomycetes; Verrucariales; Verrucariaceae
Exons: 6
Coding region: 1-1794 (597 amino acids)
Biological process (GO): transmembrane transport; sulfite transmembrane transport
Cellular component (GO): plasma membrane
Molecular function (GO): sulfite transmembrane transporter activity
Source: RefSeq, a predicted model, not a curated record